GUAAACAGCUGCUGGCAAAUCUGUUUUAAAAUAUUUAACUCCUGGCUGAUGAGAAUCAUGUGAACAUCAAGAGGUUAAAGGAUGACUUGAGAAUAUAAAACUGCAUGCCUAUUUACUCAACAGUCUGAUGAAAUAUAAGCAACAUUAAGGAUGUUUGUCCAAGAACUGUCAAGCUGAACCUCAUAAAAACUGUGAGAACUGGAGUAUGAGAAGCAAUCGAAUAUUUUAAAUUGGCUGUGGAUCUACAAAACUAUUUUCAAAAUAUCAAAUAAGGAUUUUUGCACUAGUGCUUCAUGCCAUCUUCAAGUGCCUUUCCUUUUUAUUGCCAUUAUUGCCACCAAUUUAGUGGUGUGCCAUGAGGAACUGCCCAAGUUUUACUUUUUGUUAUUAAAGUGCAUAUAAACACUUGGUGAGCUGAAGGAAAGGCCCCUCCACGAUGAAAGACCGGUUGGAGGAGCUGCAGCAAAAGGUUCAAGAGGCCCCAACAGAACAUACAAAUCCAUUCUCAGUGGAUGGGAAUGAGGAUGAGUCUGUGGUUGUUGGGGGCAUCACACCCCAGGCUGUGGUGUUCGAAGAGGAGCCCGUCAUUCAGAACUUCCUCUCCGAGGCUCAGAAAAUCAGAGAUGACAUUUCAGUGCUAGAAACAGAGGUCUUUAAGUUUGGUCAGCAGCAAAAGACUCUGGUGGCAACAAUGCGUCGAUUCAGUGUGAUGAAGAAAGAGAGCAGCAUAACACGAGACAUCAAACUCCAGGCUGAAAGCCUCCACCGGCGUUUAGACGCCCUUUCAAAACAGGCCCAGAGAACUGAAAAGCAGCAGGGGCCGACUGCUGUUACAGCAAGAAUCCAACGUUCACAGUACGCAGCUCUGCACAGCAAAUUCCAGCAGGUGAUGCGCCAGUAUAAUGAAGGUCUGCUGACCAAGCAGGAGUGCUGUAAGCAGUUCAUUAUGCGGCAGCUGGAGGUAUCCAACAAGAAAGUUACAGAGGAGGAGGUGAAUGAGAUGGUCGUCACAGGAAACUGGGAGGUGUUCAACGAGAACCUGCUAAACGAUGCCAAGAUCACACGUUCACAAUUAUCUGAGAUCGAGCAGCGGCACAAGGAGCUGUUGAGCCUGGAGAACAAUAUGAAGGAGCUGAGAGAUCUUUUUAUGGAUAUCUUUAUUCUAGUAGAAGAACAAGGAGCCAGUAUUGAGCACAUCCAAACCAAUGUUGAAAGGACACAGGACUAUGUAGCUGCAACUAAUGAGAAGUUUAAGAUGGCUGUGAGGUAUAAAAAGAAGAACCCAAUUCGACAGCUGUGCUGCUGCUGCUGCCCUCCCUGGAGAUGCUGCUUGUAAAAGGCUUCCUCAGAGACUGUUUCAAAAUUUAAGCUUUAUUUCAAAAGUUCCUCUUACCUGUUCAAAGUAGGCAACACUGGACACAUUAAAGGGAGGGUAAUGGUGCUGCAGUUUUAGCUGUUGGACAGAGUGUCGGCGAGGAGAGACUCAGCAGAGCACGGAAAACAAUUAAGAGGGGAGGGCGCGAGUUGGUAUGGGAAGCACUUGUUUCUUUCAAGAGCAGAUGAAGCAGCUGCUAUUGAAAGAGACAGGUUGGAGAGUGCUGCUCACCAACACUGUUGCUUAUUGGAGACCUCCACUGUCAACUGACAGAGGUCACAAAUAAGGA
Molecule: messenger RNA, 1664 nt
Organism: Nematolebias whitei (Rio pearlfish)
Lineage: Eukaryota; Metazoa; Chordata; Actinopteri; Cyprinodontiformes; Rivulidae
Gene: stx19
Product: syntaxin 19
Exons: 5
Coding region: 437-1336 (299 amino acids)
Biological process (GO): intracellular protein transport; exocytosis; synaptic vesicle fusion to presynaptic active zone membrane
Cellular component (GO): presynaptic active zone membrane; plasma membrane; SNARE complex
Molecular function (GO): SNAP receptor activity; SNARE binding
Source: RefSeq, a predicted model, not a curated record